Messenger RNA from Argentina anserina (silverweed cinquefoil), 1187 nucleotides. RefSeq lists its product as uncharacterized. The record is from RefSeq and is a predicted model, not a curated record. Bases 27 to 1187 code for a protein of 386 amino acids. NCBI's taxonomy places the organism in Eukaryota, Viridiplantae, Streptophyta, Magnoliopsida, Rosales, Rosaceae. The transcript is spliced from 2 exons.
GCCAAUUCAGUUUAUACAUUGAUCAGAUGGGAAAAUGGGACCACCGCCCCAAUCGCAAUCGGAAAUUCUUCCAUCAAGAAAAGCUUCCAAGCCCAACCCCUCUUCCUUUUCACCCUCAACCUCCUUCCCUUUCAGAGUUUAGGCGGGAUGGUAUACCGCAGUGGGAAAAGGAAUAUUGCACUUUGAUCGGGUCCAUACCAUGGUGGAAGAUAGUAGAAGCUAAGAAUCAGAUGUAUAGUAGUAGUAAUGUACUCAAUUGGGACGACUCAGCUGGUGAGGAGGCAUUUCAAAAUGCAAAAAGCUGCUUUUGGGCAGACAUCAAUAGCCUCCAGUGUGAUAUCUCUCUGCCUGCUCCAGAUAUCUAUAUUGAUGAAAUAGAUUGGAACCCUGUCAUUGAUCCUGAUAUCAUGAAGGAAGUGGAUCGUGAAUACUUUUGUCCUGAUGAUGAAGGAAAUGACGAGUUGGGGCAGAAAAAGAGGAAGACAGAACAUUCAUCUAUGGUUCCUUUAGAUGGAAAGAACUGUCUUCCAGAUACCCUAACAAAUCCUUGGGAAUGUGACAAUAUGCAGAGUUGUGGGAAUUCACAGACUCAAGUACAGGGCUGGAACCAGGGGAAUAAACAUAUUAGUUUGGUUAAUGGUGAUGACAACCCCUGGGAACGUGGCAUUACUCAGAGCAAUGAAAGAAGGGAAAAUCCUGCAUGGGAAGAUAAUAGGGAUAACUCAUGGAGAUCGAGCCAGAUGGGAAAAAGCAGUCUCACAAAGAAUUGGGAUGAUGGUGGCAAUCCUUGGGCACGUGACUCUCCGAGUGUUACCCAUGCGAAAGAUUGUAAUGGUUGGGCUAAUCCCUUAAAUAAGUCUUGGGGCUCCAACCAGCUGGAGACAAAGAAUUCAUAUAAUGGUAAAAAUCCUUGGGUGUGUGAUCCUAGUCAAUCUAAUGAAGCUUCAAUGAACGAUCGAGGAUGGAGAGAUGGUGGAGGAGAGGAGCGGCAUUGGAAACGGUGCCAGAGAAAUAACUUGGAUUGUAGGAUAAAGAGUAACGGUCGGGGAGCUAGGAAUGACGGUGGCCAGAAGAGGGGCCAUUCUCACCAAUAUAUUGCAGGGUAUCAAAACUCAAGACUCGAAGGGGGCGAUUGUCAAACAGGUGGAUACUGGAGGAGAGAAAACAACAGGAAGAGGUUCAGCUGA